AUGCAGAAAGAAUCUUGGAACUCGAUGAGUAUCAUUCUUGUUACUCUUUCUUUUCUCUUUGUGUUCAUUUCUCAAAAUGUAUUUUCGGCUCCUUCUUCUAGGCACUUGUGUCUUCCUGAACAAAGGGAUGCACUUCUCGAGUUCAAAAACGAGUUUGAGAUUGGCGAACUUUCUCGUUAUUGUUAUAGUGUUGGUCAACCGAAAACGGAGUCAUGGGUGAAUAACAACGACUGCUGUUCUUGGGACGGUGUCGCGUGUGACACCAAAUCUGGGGAAGUGGUCGAGCUAGACCUUCAUUGCAGCCGCCUCCAUGGCAUGCUUCAUUCUAAUAGUAAGCUUUUUAGGAUUCAAAGCCUUCGUUCUCUUGACAUUUCACGUAAUGAUCUCAGCGGUCAAAUCCCAUCUUCACUUGGAAAUCUUUCUCAUCUCACCUUUCUUCACCUCGAUGGUAACAAUUUAGUUGGUGAAAUCCCAUCUUCACUUGGAAAUCUUUCGCAUCUCACUCAUCUCAUCCUUGGUGUUAACAGAUUAGUUGGUGAAAUCCCAUCUUCACUUGGGAAUCUUUCGCAUCUCACUUAUCUCUACCUUGGUAUUAACAGAUUAGUUGGUGAAAUCCCAUCUUCUUUUGGUAGUUUGAACAACUUGUACUACUUAGAUGUUGGCUACAAUAAGCUUAGUGGUAGCUUCCCUCGUACACUACUGAAUCUGACAAAACUGUCAGUUUUAUCACUCUCUGAUAAUCAGUUCACAGGAACGCUUCCUUCUUCUCUCUUCACCCUUCCUUCUCUGGAAUCUCUUGAUUUGGGAAAUAACCAAUUCAACGCCACUCUUGAGUUAGGAAAUAUAUCUUCAUCAUCUAAGCUAAAACAGUUACGCCUUGGCAAUAACAACUUCAUAGGGUCAAUCCCCAUAUCUAUUUCUAAAUUAGCCAACCUUGAGGGACUUGACCUUUCUUAUUUAAACACCCAAGGCCCAGUUGACCUUAACAUCUUCUCUCAUCUCAAGUCGCUGGAAGAUCUUGACAUAUCCCAUUUGAACACAACCACUACUAUUGACUUGAAUGCAAUCUUAUCAGUUCUCAAGAGGCUUGUUGUUUUGGAUCUCUCAGGCAACCAUGUUUCAGCCAUAAACAAGAUUUCAGUUUCAGGUCCUCAUUCGCAAUCGAUUACGGGACUACUCUUGUCAGGAUGCGGUAUCACCGAGUUUCCCGAGUUUCUAAGAACCGAACACGAAAUAUUUUAUCUCAACAUUUCCAACAACAGAAUCAAAGGUCAAGUUCCUGGCUGGUUAUGGACGCUACCAGAACUGUAUGAUGUGGAUCUUUCCCGCAACAGUCUCACCGGUUUCGAAAGAUCAACGAAACAUAGACUAUCCAAUGUCCCGAAACCAUCUAUGGAGUUCUUGUUAGGCUCCAACAACAAUUUCAGUGGAAAUAUUCCCUCUUUCUUGUGCAUGUUUAAGUCUCUACGAGUUCUAGACUUAUCUAACAAUAACUUCAAUGGUUCAAUCCCUCGGUGUAUGGGAAAUUUUAUCAAAAGGUCUCUAUUAGUUCUAAAACUUGGCGAUAAUCAGCUUAGUGGAAAAAUGCCGGAUAUAUUUCUCAGUGGCAGAAAUCUAACGUCACUCAAUGUUGCUCACAACCAAUUGGUAGGGAAACUUCCGAGGUCUUUGUCUAGUUGUUCUUCUUUAGAAGUUCUAAACGUGGAACACAACAGAAUCAACGAUACCUUUCCUUUCUGGUUGGAAUCACUACAAAAACUACAAGUAUUGGCCCUCCACUCUAAUGAGUUUCAUGGGUCGUUACAGUACCAUCCCAAGGUUGCUUCUUGGUUUCCUCAGUUGCGAAUCAUUGACAUAUCAAAUAAUUCCUUCACUGGAACCUUACCAUCUGAUUUCUUCAUGUAUUGGAGCGCCAUGUCUUUGGAGGGGAAUAGUUCAGAAUUGAAGUACAUUGGAGGAGAUUAUCGCUUUUACCAAGAGUCGUUGGUUCUGAUGAAUAAAGGAGUAGAGCUGACAUACCCGAUGAUCCUUACACUCUUAAAUGCUAUUGAUAUCUCAGGAAAUAAACUCCAAGGAGAGAUCCCUAAAUCCAUUGGUCUAGUGAAGAAUCUUAUUGUGCUCAAUCUGUCAAGCAAUAGUUUUAGUGGCAACAUCCCUUCAUCUUUGGCGAAUCUGACGAAGCUCGAGUCCCUAGACUUAUCAGAUAACAAGCUUUCAGGCCAAAUCCCACCUGCUCUCGGGAGUCCUCACAAGUCUAUCCAAGAUUAUAGUUUCUCACAACCAGCUCAUAGGUCCGAUACCGCAAGGGACACAGUUUCAGACCCAAGAUUCCUCGUGUUUUGA
Molecule: messenger RNA, 2343 nt
Organism: Microthlaspi erraticum
Lineage: Eukaryota; Viridiplantae; Streptophyta; Magnoliopsida; Brassicales; Brassicaceae
Source: the annotation of a GenBank genome assembly